UCUGGAGGAAAUUCAGCCAAUGGGUGAGCUGUACAGAAUCGAAACCUUCUUUGAUUGCGCCGAAGAGAUUGGAAUCUUUGGCGCCUUUGUGUUAGUGGAGGGCGGUAGAUAGACGGGUAAAUUGACCAAUGAGAAGGUGGGUAGGCGGACCCAGAGCGUGUGGGCGGGGGGAGGUUCUGACUGGCAAGCUGUUCGCCCAAUGAAAGGCAGGGUCGCCGGUGCGUGCCCGGCGAGGCUGUGGAGGCCGGUGUGUCUAGAAGCUGUGUGAGAGAGAUGGCGGAACCCGGGAGGAGACGGGGUCCGAGGUCCCGCGGUGGCGGCGCCGGCCGAGGCUCUCGAAGAGCCCGGGUCGCCCGUGGCCGGCGUCCUCGCGCCCCGCAGUCUCUGUCCCGGCUCAUUCCAGACACGGUGCUUGUGGACUUGGUCAGUGACAGCGACGAGGAGAUCCUGGAAGUCGUCGCGGACCCGGUAGAAGCGCCCGCCGCCCGGGCCCCCGCGCCGGCCGCACAUGGGCAGGACAGCGACAGCGACAGUGCAGGGGCGGACGAGGGGCCUGCAGGAGCCCCUCAGACCUUGGUCCGGCGGCGGCGCCGGCGGCUGCUGGAUCCCGGCGAGGCACCGGUGGUUCCUGUGUACUCCGGGAAGGUACAAAGCAGCCUCAACCUCAUCCCAGAUAAUUCAUCCCUCUUGAAACUUUGCCCCUCAGAGCCUGAAGAUGAGGCAGAUGUGACAGAUUGUGGCAGUCCUCCUCCUGAGGAUGCCCUAAUUCCAGGUUCUCCCUGGAAGAAGAAGCUGAGGAAUAAGCAUGAAAAAGAAGAGAUGAAGAUGGAAGAGUUUCCGGACCAGGACAUCUCUCCUUUGCCCCGACCUUCAUCAAGAAACAAAAGCAGAAAGCAUACCGAGGCACUCCAGAAGUUGAGGGAAGUGAACAAGCGCCUCCAAGAUCUCCGAUCCUGCCUGAGCCCCAAGCAGCACCAGAGUCCAGCCCUUCAGAACCCAGAUGAUGAGGUGGUCCUCGUGGACGGGCCUGCCUUGUCACAGAGCCCGAGACUCUUCACCCUCAAGAUCCGGUGCCGGGCUGACCUAGUCAGAUUGCCCGUCAUGACAUCGGAACCCCUUCAGAAUGUGGUGGAUUACAUGGCCAAUCAUCUUGGGGUGUCUCCAAGCAGGAUUCUUUUACUCUUUGGAGAGACAGAACUGUCCCCUACUGCCACCCCUAGGACCCUAAAGCUUGGUGUGGCUGACAUCAUUGAUUGUGUGGUGCUGACAAGUUCUUCAGAGGCCACAGAGACAACCCAGCAGCUCUGCCUCCGGGUGCAGGGGAAGGAGAAGCACCAGAUGUUGGAGAUCUCACUCUCUCCUGACUCGCCUCUUGAGGUCCUCAUGGCGCACUAUGAGGAGGCCAUGGGACUCUCCGGACACAAGCUCUCCUUCUUCUUCGAUGGGACAAAGCUGUCGGGCAAGGAACUGCCAGCUGAUCUGGGCAUGGAAUCCGGGGAUCUCAUUGAAGUUUGGGGCUGAAGCUUCCUCCUCCUGUUUGGAUGCAGAGCCAAGACUUGGGGACAACAGCUCCCACUUUUAUUAUUAUUUUUUGCCCCAUAAGGGCUAACAGAAACCGAAUUAGAACUCGUUUAUUUAUUUCCGGCACUGGGGAUUGAACCCUGGGCUGUGCAUAUGCUAAGGAUGUGUGAAGUUGAGGUAAAACCAAGGCAUGACCUUUGCCCUGUCUCGUUGACCGAUUGGUAGUUGUGUGACUGUGGCUGCCCUGGGUGGCCUGUGGCUGUGUGUGUUGGUGCUGUGGACAGCAGCUCCUGGGGCAUGGAGAAGGGGUAUUGGCUUCCCUACCAUUUCGUUCAGUAGUGCACAAAUGAGCCUUGCAUUUGGGUGCCCAGGCUUGUGAUUUAUGCCACAUUGGGGACCAACAGGGAUUUUAAUUCUCAUUUGGGGGCUGAGAUGCAGGUACCUUCCCUGGUGGGGAUAGUCGGUUGCAGGGAAAUAAACAAGCAAUGACAUCUAUGCUGAAGCUGAGGACUAGGUAGACAGUGGGUAAUUUUUAAAGGCUAACAGGAGUGGUGUCUUCAGCCCUGGGCAUCCACUCUCCCAGGACUCGGCCAGCAUCUGGUACAUACUUCCUGGCAUGCACAUCUAGCCACAUCUGAGCACAUGCAGCUGUUGAGUUUGAUGUUUACUCUAGUUCCGUCCUCCCGCCCUCUCCUGUCAGCACCCACUUGGUAUAUUUGUAUCUGAAUGUCUUUAUAAGAUGAUUUUCUGAAUGUGUGUGAUUUUAGUGUAUGUACAUGGUACUGUGCAAUAGACAUUCUGUCUUCACUCAGUGUGAGUGACAGGCUAGCCAUGUUAGCACCUUCUAGAUCUGUUGUUGUUCCGAUCUGCUGUGGCUGCCCCAUAGUGGCAUUAGAUGAUAUUACUCACACAUUGCCUUAAUUGGAGGGAUACCUGAGUCGCCAGCUCCUAGGAACCAAAUUCCAGACCACAGCAAACAUCUUUUUGUGUGUUCCCUUCUGGGCCAGGGUAGGUAAUUGUCUGGCAUACUUGCCCAGGAUGGGACUAUGGGUUACGCAGGUUCAUUUUUCUGGUUUUUCUAGAGUUUUCUUCAGAAUGUGGACUGCUUUUCUUGGAGCUUCUAUUUCCUUAUCUUGACCAGUAUUUAGUGUUGUACUUUCUGAUUUGCCAGUCUACUGUGUAUAAAGCACUGCAUAUCUUAAUAUCCUUUAUCUGACCACCAUUUCUUAUCAAUGUCCACCUUCUGGUUUUUCUUUGUUAGCUGCUUGUUUUCUUGUGAGGCUUCCUUUUGUGUGUUUUUUCUGUGAGGAGUUGCUUGUGUUCUAGGCAAUUGCAAAUAACCUUCAGAAUAGCACUUUGUGUACCCAGGGGGAUUUUCACCAAACAGACAUUCUUAACUUUAAUGCAGACAGCUGGCUUUUGUUAGAAAGGGUUUUUUGUUUUGUGUUUUUUUUUUUUUUGCUUUUGUUUUUGCUUUUUAAGGGAAAAUGAGAAAGAACUUCCAGAAUGGCAGGGGUUCUAGCGGGGAGUCUCAGGAUUGCUACUUUUGGAUCUCUAAACUAGUUAAGAAACUUUCAUUGUCUUCUGUUAGCUUGCUAGUUUUUUGUUCUUUUGUUUUUAUCUCUCAUAUUGAGACCACUAAAUGAGAAUAGAGUUCUAACUGAUCUGCUGUGGUGUGGAUACUGACUGUUCUGAACUUUCCACUCUGCUUCUCACUGGUUACAGCUAGACUGUACUGGUUCCUGACUAUUGUAUGUUACGUCUAAACCAUCUGAAAUGCACCUUUGUGUGGGAGAGCAAAUUUUAUUGUGUUUUAAUUAUAAUGAGCCAGUUUUCUAAGCUUUGUCUACUAAAAAAUUAAUAUGUAGUCUGACUUUCACAAGAAGUAUGUCAACUUCUUAAAAAUUUUUUUUGUGAGAAUAUGUUAUACCUUUGAAUUUUAAUAUUUAAAAAUUCCAUGACAUAGUAUAGCUUCCAGGUUUCUCAGCUCUUGUAUGACAAUUAAUGAAUCUGAACACAUUACUAUUAUGUAUUCAAUCUCAGCCAAUAAAGGGAGAUGCCUUUAACUUAGGAACACCUGA
Molecule: messenger RNA, 3602 nt
Organism: Peromyscus maniculatus bairdii (prairie deer mouse)
Lineage: Eukaryota; Metazoa; Chordata; Mammalia; Rodentia; Cricetidae
Gene: Nfatc2ip
Product: nuclear factor of activated T cells 2 interacting protein
Biological process (GO): cytokine production; positive regulation of transcription by RNA polymerase II
Molecular function (GO): protein binding
Source: RefSeq, a predicted model, not a curated record